AUGCAGAGUAAAACAUUUAUAACAUUGACGUUUCUGGUUUUAACCAUUAUUUCAUCGGUGCAUGCUUGGGUUACCGUAGGUUUAUCCUAUACAAUAUGCGAAAUCACUUUUACCGAUGAUGUAAUCCACAUCAACGAGCACGACGCUCAUUUCUAUACCAAUUCUACAAAGGUCAAGAAAAUAGAAUCCCGUAAUCAAAACUCAGAUGGGUUUUUACUCAAUGUCACUAUGUACGGUUGUCAACCAAAUUGUGGUUGGUCAUUUGACCUAAAA
This is a messenger RNA of Funneliformis mosseae, 273 nucleotides long. The record is from the annotation of a GenBank genome assembly. NCBI's taxonomy places the organism in Eukaryota, Fungi, Glomeromycota, Glomeromycetes, Glomerales, Glomeraceae.